Molecule: messenger RNA, 2053 nt
Organism: Malurus melanocephalus (red-backed fairy wren)
Lineage: Eukaryota; Metazoa; Chordata; Aves; Passeriformes; Maluridae
Product: histo-blood group ABO system transferase 1-like
Exons: 7
Coding region: 95-1222 (375 amino acids)
Biological process (GO): carbohydrate metabolic process
Cellular component (GO): vesicle; Golgi apparatus; membrane
Molecular function (GO): hexosyltransferase activity
Source: RefSeq, a predicted model, not a curated record
UUCAAUAUUUGCAGAAGAAAGUGCCAGCACUCCCACAGAAGGUGAGGAACGGGGUGGGGACCCAUCCUCUGGCCCUGAGCCCAGCUGCUGACACAUGGGUGACACUCAGGAAGGGUUUGCUGUGCUGCCACUGCCUCAGCAGGUGUGGGGAGAGAAGAGAAAGAGAACAGGAGCUGCUCAAGUGCGAGGAUUGGAAGGAUCAUUAGUUUACAAUCUUCUUUUCAACGCUGACAAAAUGGGAAUCAGCAAAUUACAGGGACUGGCUAUUCUGAUGACAGCAGGAAUCUCUGGCGCAAUCUGGUACCACUACCCUUUCUCCUCAGCCAAAGAUGAGGAGCCCACAGCAUCCUCUGAAGAGGACACAGCGCUCAGAAAAAGUGACUUAAAUGAAGCAUCUCCAAUGCUCCCAUGGAGGCAGGACGUACCCGUGUUGACRCCGUGGCUGGCUCCAAUUGUCUGGGAAGGCACUUUCAGCAGAGACAUCCUAAAUGCUCAAUAUGUGCAGAGGAAYUUGGUCACCGGAGUGGUCACUUUCGCUGUCGAAAAAUGUGUCCAGUUCAUAGAAGGGUUCAUGAGAUCUGCCAACCAGUACUUCCUUGCUGGGCACCCAGUGAAUUUCUACUUGUUCACAGACAAUCCUGAGAAGAUCCCUCCCCUGCAGAUGGCCCCUGAGAAGCGCCUGUUGGUCAUCCCUGUCCAGAAUGACCCGAGGUGGCCGGAUAUCUCCACGAGCCACAUGGAUAUCAUCAGCGCUUACAUCCACAGCCACUUCCAGCACGAGGUUGACUACCUGUACUCCAUAGACAUCAACUCCCAGCUGCUGGCACCCAUUGGGGUGGAGAUCAUCGAUGCACUGGUGGCAACCAUCAGCUCCUGGCACYUGACCCCGUGGUACAGGCACAAAUCCUACGAGCGGCGCCCCGCGUCGCGCGCCGCCAUCCCCGAGGGACACGGCGACUUCUACUACACCGCCAGCUUCUACGGGGGCAGCGUGGCUGAGCUCUACAAACUGACCAGAGCCUGCUCUGAAGGGCUCAGGGCWGACAGAGAAAAGGGCAUUGARGCYCGSUGGCAUGAGGAGAGUCACCUCAACAGGUACCUGGUGCAGCACAAGCCCACGCGCCUGCUGUCCCCCGAGUACUACUGGGACGCGGAGCUGAGCGCGCCCCGYGCCAUCCGGGUCAAGAGGAUGUGCUCCGUGCACAGGGAGAGCUCCAGGUGAGCUCCUGGCACAAAGAAUGACAAUUUUUUCCUCUUCACAGCCCCACCAAGCUGAGCGUGUGGGGCAGAGCAGGUUUCCCUCUGUUUGGAGGGCUGCACACRUUUUCUGCGCUGAGUCCUUAGCUGGUGUCAGAGACUGCUAAACCCAGAAUUUUUUUCUGUAAGCAACCUUUAUUCCAACGUAUUGCUUUUCAACAGCUCUUUCAUCUGCAUGUUUACAAGCACAGGCUGCUCACCAUCCUGAGAACAUCUCAAAUUGACAAGGAUGUGUAUGACACUCAAAAUGACAGUAUUUAGGAUCUGGAUUUAGGCAUCCGGAUAAAGCCACUUUGYAAAUUUACAGAUGGUCCCCACAGAUCAGGUUGUGCAAUUAUAUUUGUCUUCUGCUGUGUUAUAUGAUUUGCUGAAAAGAUGAAGUCCUAACAAUAUGAUAAUUUAAGAAUUUGAAUGAUAUAUUACUAGCUUCACUUUAAACUCAACUAUUUUAAUGAUCGUUUUCAAACCCAUCUGAUGGAUGAUAGCUCAUUUACACAUGAGUGAACCAGGCUGUGCAGAAGGUUGAAGUGGAUGGGAUUAUCUCUCAUUUGUCUAGGUUAUAUAUUUUCAUAAUAUCUGUUAUGAAUGUGUUGCUCUUUGCUCCAUAAAUCUUGUUUGGUAUUUUAACAGUGUCAUCUCUUUUAUUGAAGUUGCAUUCCUUAAGAGUGGUUUCCCASAUCUGAAAAUAGAACAAGAAGAUAACACCAUGCUCAAACCUGAUUUGUCCAAAAACUGGGCAGUAAAAAGUUGCUGGAAAAGGGCCCGACAAGAGGRAUGUGACAAUGAAGAGUUUUCA